ACGGAAAGUGUGGUUUCCGAUCGUUGCUCGUAGUGAAUGUUGAUUCAUUUGCUAUAUCUUAUCACAUACGUAUAUAUGGUGUGUGUGUGCAGCGCAAUUACACCAUACGAAUAAAAAUCAACUUGGCUUUGUAAUCAAAAUAACAAAAAUAUUUUUUCGGUUUUUCUUUUUGUUUAUGUUUUAUUGAAUACGAUCGACGUUCAUUAGAAUAUACGUUGUUCGUUAUCAGUUUUGUUUUCUUAAUGUGGCUUGUGACGAAUUCUGUGCACAGGAAAACCAAAAGACACACAACUUUUUUUCACGUCUUCUCGUGCGUUUCGUCUCUCUUUUCCUCAUUCUCUCUCUUCAGUUUCAAUUGCUGAUAAAAUACAUUGAAUCUGUGUAUAAAAGGCCUUGGUUGUAUACGAAACGAUGAUAGAAAUUACGACAAAGUGGUCACGAAACAUUGUUCGAUUAUUUGCAUUUUUUUAGACGAUCGCAAUCGUCUCUCUCAUUUUACGAUUUACGGCGAGAGGAAAAAUAUUCGAUUUGAAAUCUGUGUAAAAUAUUUCAUAAGUAUACGGCAACAGCAGCAGAAGUAACGUCGACGAUUGCAAAGUGACGGAGAGUGGAUAAAUCUAAAAUAACGUUAAGAAAUUUCGCAGUGAAAAAGAAAGUGUGAAAUUAAAUUUGUCAAAAACAAAGCCAAAAACGUAAACGAAUAAAAACCAUAAGUAAAAUGGCGUGUCACAAAGCAGACAAAUCGUGUGAAGUUAACGUUCCGGUGCCAGAAUGCUUUUCGACACCAAUGUUUGUCAAAGAGAAACGAUUGCUCGGCGCUGGACCAUCAAAUCCACCGUCUGAUGUGCUAAAAGCAUUGUCAUUACCCAUGAUGGGUCAUUUGCAUCCAGAAACAUUGAAGAUUAUGGAUGACAUUAAAGAGGGGCUGAAGUAUGUAUUCCAGACAAAAAAUCCCUUGACACUUUGCAUCAGUGCAAGUGGUCAUGGUGGCAUGGAAGCAGCUCUAUGCAAUUUAAUUGAAGAAGGUGACGUUGUGUUGUGCGGUGUGACUGGUCUAUGGGGACGACGGGCUGGUGAUAUGGCAUCCAGAUAUGGUGGUGAUGUGAGAUACGUCGAAACGGGCAACGAUGAAAUUCUUACAAUGGACACGCUCAAUGCAUAUUUCGAAGUUCAUAAACCGAAGAUAUUCUUUGUCACACAAGGCGACUCAUCCACGGGUACACUGCAACCGAUUGAAGGACUCGGUGAUUUAUGCCAAAAAUACGACUGUUUGUUGGUCGUCGAUACCGUUGCAUCGUUGGGCGGAACACCGUUUUUCAUGGACAAAUGGAAGGUUGAUGUCGUUUAUACGGGUUCACAAAAAGUGCUUGGUGCACCGCCCGGCCUAGCUCCGAUCUCAUUCAAUUCACGUGCAAUCGCCAAAGUUAUGAAUCGUCACAAAAAAGUGGCCGUUUAUUACUGGGACAUAAUGCUACUGUCGGAAUAUUGGAAUUGCUUCGGAAAACCAAGAAUCUAUCAUCACACCAUCUCGGCCACACUAUUGUAUGGUUUGCGUGAGGCUUUGGCGAUUGUGUGCAAAGAGGGACUACAACAAACGAUUGCUCGCCAUAAAAAUGCAUCAGACGAUUUGAAACUUGGCAUAAGCGAAUUGGGAUUGGAAUUGUAUGUAAAAAAUCCAACAUACCGUUUGCCAACAAUCACAUCGAUAAAAUUACCGAAAGAAGUCGAUUGGAAGCGUAUUGUCGAAAUCGGUGCAAAUGAUGCGGUUGAGAUUGCCGGAGGUUUGGGACCGACAGCCGGCCAAAUCAUUCGUAUUGGUCUGAUGGGAGAAAAUGCAAGGUCGGAAUAUGUUGCAACCGCAUUAAACGUUCUGAGAGAGGCCUUGAGAAAUAUCCGCGCACUUUCAAAUCUUUAAAGAAGCAAUUAAUUAUAACAAAUUGAUUUGCCAAACCCGAAAAUAAGCAACGGCAACCACAACAACAACAACAACAAAUAAGAAAGACAAACACACUCCAUAUAGACACGUUAUUGUAUUGACAUUUUGGCUAACAUGAGCUAUGUUAAUAAUUGGAAAUAAAUAUAUUUUUUUAUUCUCGUAGAA
This is a messenger RNA of Sitodiplosis mosellana (orange wheat blossom midge), 2101 nucleotides long. It is a transcript of the gene Agxt, whose product is annotated as alanine--glyoxylate aminotransferase. Gene Ontology annotation, cellular component: peroxisome. The transcript has 6 exons. Gene Ontology annotation, molecular function: L-serine:pyruvate transaminase activity; L-alanine:glyoxylate transaminase activity. NCBI's taxonomy places the organism in Eukaryota, Metazoa, Arthropoda, Insecta, Diptera, Cecidomyiidae. The record is from RefSeq and is a predicted model, not a curated record. Bases 719 to 1915 code for a protein of 398 amino acids.